CUCUAUCUCUCUGUAAUCUUUGUGUGUAAAUUCAUGCAUUUUCUCUGAAAAAACCCUCUCUUGUAGAGGGAGGGAGAGUGGAGAGGGAAGAAGGAAGAAAGGGAGAAUGAUGAUUGUUGAUGGGUUGAUCGUGGAGGUUGCAGCUGCAGCGGAGACCGUGAAAGCUUUUCUUUGAUGCAGAUUAGAAAAAAAGCUUCUUUAAUGGUGGACCCAUUGAUGCAGACCCCAAUUGUCUAGUAUUCUUUUCUCUUUUUUUUUGUCUCACCAGUCAGGAAUAGCCAACAACAACCAUCGAAAAAAGUUGAUCUAUAGUUUGAGCUUGGAAGACUGAUGUGUUGUGUUCUUGGGACAAUCUUCAUUUCCAUUGACAAAUGAAGAAAAAUGACUUUUAACAGAGUUGGGUAUUAAUCUUGAAGUGUUUCUUUAUAAGAAAAUCUGCACAAGCUUUCAUUUCCUUCUCAUUAUGGCAAAGAAAUCACAAAGGCGAAAUGGGCGAUAUGACAAAGCUCAAACAGGCUGCAUUUGGACUUUCAUUAGUAUUUUCGAUUUCAGAAAUGGUAGAUCUACUCGAAGACUCCUCUCUGAUAGAAGGAAUUCCAGGAGACAUGCUGUUGGAACCGAAGAUUUCAAGACUAAACAGCAAAUGUCGAGAAAUUCAACAGGAGAAUUACAAAAAUGCGAAGAAAUUGAAGUCGUGAAACUUGAUCUUGGUAAAGUGAGUGUAAAGGAACUAAUGGAGAAGGAGAUGGUUAGCGACACAAAUGGAAGAUAUGUUAGAAGGAAUCAUAAAAGAUGGAGUUCUUAUGGCUCAAAAUCUGAUAUCGAAGUUUUGGAAGAUUUAGCAAACGGGCAAUCAAGAGGUUUGGAUCUUGAGACAAUAAUUAACGAUCUCUGUCGUCAGAUUCGCCGGGAAAGAGUCGUUCGUUUGAAGCCCGAGGAUGAUAUCGAUGACGAUCUUGAUAAUACCAGGUCUGAUGAAAAAUUGGACGAGGCAAUUCAGAUGUUUGUAAUUCAGAAGCUUACAAAUGAGAACGAUCUAACAGUAGAAGGAAGAACUGAUGUUGUUCGUGCUUUAAGAUCUAACAAAGACGCGAUUAUAAAACACCUUAAAGAGCAGAAUUCUCCAUCAAACCCAAAUCAACACAAAAUCCUUAGAAGAAGUCAAUCUCUUGAAGAAAUCUUGUUGAAGGAAGAUUACGGUUAUCCAAGUUCAGAUAGAAUCGUGAUCUUGAAAUCUGGAAUAUCAGGAAUCCAAUCUUCAACUGCCAAAUCGAAUUCCAGUUUGGAGAAGAAACAAACCGUUGCAACCCAUUUUUCGUUUACUGAAAUCAAAAGACGGUUAAUGAAUGCUAUGACAAGGGAUCGAAGUGGACAAACAGCUCUUCCUUCUGACAACACUACCAAACAAGGCAAUGUGGAGAAAAACUCAGUUUGGAAUUCUCCAAUCAAGAACCGUGACUACAACGAAAAGUAUGCCAUGCCUUCCCGGGGAACUAGAAAGAAAGAAAAGAGCGAAACAAUUUCCGAUAUCUACAUCGAGGCCAGGAAACAUCUGUCUGAGAUUAUUCUUGGCAGUGGAGGAGAAAUUGAAAAUUGUUCAAGUAGUAGAAGGUCACCAAGAUCAUUAGCAAGAAUUCUUUCUUUGCCAGAGUUCAAUUUCUCACCUAUUGCCAGCCCAAGAAAAGAUACUCGACCUGUUUCUGAAGCCAAAGAGAAGAACCCGUUAGUGUUUGACAACUUUCAGGAGAAUUUGGAAAAUCAAUCAUAUAAUGGAGAUGAAAUCAGCAAAGAAACCGAACCUUUUGCUAAUACACAGGUUUUGGAUGAGAUUAGUCAGAGUUCUGGCAAAGGUGGUGAUAUGGAAGUUGUCAUAACAGAUGCAUCGGUAGAGUCUGAGUUAUGCCUUCAAGUGGGAACAAUGGAAUUGGAUGAUUUGGAAGAAGAAGAGUUAUUGCCUUCAUCACCAUUGUCAUCAUCUCCAACCUCCCCAAUUACCAAAAACAAGGAACAUAAUGAAAGAACAGAAAGGCCAAGUCCAGUCUCUGUACUUGAUCCAACAUUUGGGGAAGAAGAUGACAUCAGCCCAUCAAGCCUCAAAUCUAAUCCUGGCAUCUCUGCAGUCCAGCCACAACUCAUCAAAUUCGAAGAUUCAUCUCCACAAGAAAUUUGCAUAGGAACCAAUUUGGAAGACGAAGAAUCUGCAUUCGAAUUCGUGGAAGCCAUUCUUUUCGCUUCCGAUUUAAAAUGGGAUGACUUCCUUGAUCGAUGGAUUUCUUGUGACCCGGUUCUUGACCCAUUGUUAAUUCAUGAAGUGGAGUCAUUUUCCAGCCGAAGUUUGCACGAUCAGAAGCUUCUAUUUGAUGGUACUAACGAAGUUCUAGAAGAAGUUUGCCAACGCUAUUUUGGCUUGUCUCCUCGAGUAUCAUAUCUCAAAAGUAAUAUUCGACCCGUUCCAAAAGGCCAGGAUCUUAUUCAAGAGAUAUGGGAAGGAGUUGAAUUGAAUCUUUUGCAACCUUCGCCUUUCGUUCUAGAAAGUACGGUUAAAAGAGACAUGGCUGAGAAAUGGAUUGAUCUUCGAUUAGAUACAGAAGAUAUUUGCUUUGAACUUUGUGAAGAAAUUUUCGAACAGCUGUUGGAAGAAACCAUACUGAGCUGAUGAAGAAAAACCAAACAUGUGGGAUGAUUUGUUUUAGAAGGUUAGUAAGAAACCAAACAGCAAUAACGAAGGUAUUUGUUAACCAAAUAUAGAUGAAGAGAGUUUGUGGAUCUUGCAGAUGUGUGGAAUUUCUGUAACUAAUCUUUGAUGAUUUUAAUUUUGGGUGUUUGGUGUAAAGGGAAGAUCAAUCAAAUAUUAUUGAUUUGGAUUUGCGUGGUUUUAGUAAUUUAUUUUAUUGAUUACA
Molecule: messenger RNA, 2900 nt
Organism: Impatiens glandulifera
Lineage: Eukaryota; Viridiplantae; Streptophyta; Magnoliopsida; Ericales; Balsaminaceae
Exons: 8
Coding region: 464-2656 (730 amino acids)
Source: RefSeq, a predicted model, not a curated record